Messenger RNA from Corvus hawaiiensis (hawaiian crow), 1824 nucleotides. RefSeq lists its product as uncharacterized. The annotation marks the transcript as partial. Lineage: Eukaryota; Metazoa; Chordata; Aves; Passeriformes; Corvidae. The transcript is spliced from 5 exons. The record is from RefSeq and is a predicted model, not a curated record. Gene Ontology annotation, molecular function: RNA-DNA hybrid ribonuclease activity; RNA stem-loop binding.
ACAAAGGAAAGCAGAGAUCUCCAGUGGACAAAGGAGGCCACGCAGGCCUUCAGCCAGCUGAAGAAUGCCCUCAUGUCACCUCCAGCUCUAGGACUUCCAGACAUGAGUAAGCCAUUCUUUCUAUUGUCCCAUGAGAAGCAAGGGAUCGCCCUGGGAAUACUAGCACAGGACCUGGGCCCAUACCGAUGGGCAGUUGCCUAUUUCUCUAAGCAGCUAGAUGCAGCAGCCAAAGGAUGGCCUGGGUGCCUCAGAGCUGUUGCAGCAGUCGUGCUAAACAUCCAGGAAGCACGCAAAUUCACCUUGGGCCAGAGAAUGACUGUGCUGGUGUCCCACACGGUGUCCGCAGUGCUGGAAGUGAAAGGUGGGCAAUGGCUCUCCCCACAACGGUUCCUGAAAUAUCAAGCCAUCAUGGUAGAACAAGAUGAUGUAGAAAUAGUGGUAACUAACAUUGUCAACCCAGCUUCCUUUCUCAGUGGAAAUCAAGGGGAACCGGUACGCCAUGAUUGCCUGGAGACUAUUGAAGCUACCUACUCCAGCCGCCCGGAUCUAAAGGAUACCCCUUUAGACAACACAGAGACCUGGUUUACUGAUGGAAGCAGAUACAUCAUCAGUGGAAAGCGGCAUGCUGGGUAUGCAGUUACCACCUGCCGCGAGGUGAUAGAAUCUGGAGCCCUGCCAACAAACACCUCUGCGCAGAAGGCUGAAAUAAUCGCCCUAACCCGUGCCUUAGAGAUGGCAAAAGGAAAGAAAAUAAACAUCUAUACCGACUCAAGGUAUGCCUUUGGAGUUGUGCAUGCGCACGGGGCCAUUUGGAAAGAAAGAGGACUGUUAAAUUCGCAUGGAAAGAACAUCAAACAUGCACAAGAAAUAAUGCAGCUGUUAGAAGCAGUCCAGCUACCCGAGAAGGUAGCAAUCAUGCACAUAAGGGCGCAUCAAAAGGUGAGCUCAGAAUUAGAAGAAGGAAAUGAACUGUCGGACAGAGAGGCAAAAGAGGCAGCAAAAGGUGAGGUAACAAUAACUGGAGCCUUGAUCCCAGAUGGACAACUUUCCCUAGAGGGUAAGCCAACAUAUAAUAAAAAAGACAGGAAAUUGAUUAAAGAUGAAAGGGGAGCAUUUAACCAAGAGGGAUGGGCUAUCACUGCAGAAGGAAAAUUGGUUAUUCCCUCUCAUUUGCUAUGGGCCGUAGUUAAAGAGGAAUACCAGAAAACACACUGGGGAACAAAUGCCUUAUAUAACUACUUAAUUGGGAAAAUUAUCGCUAGAAACUUUUACGAAACUGUUGUGCAAGUAACUCAACAGUGGUCAAAAGAGGACUAUCCUAACUGCCCAGGAACUCCUCCUUCAGCCAACUCGCCCUUUCUAGAUGUCAGACAUGACAUCUUCGGGUUCCUCCCACACGACAGGCAGUGGAAGGUAGCAGUCAUUGAUAUAAAGGACUGCUUCUUCCAGAUCCCACUACACCCGGAUGAUGUACCCCGGUUUGCCUUCUCGGUACCUUCCAUCAACCGAAAGGCUCCCAUGCAGCGCUACCACUGGCGAGUUCUGCCGCAAGGCAUGAAAAACUCACCCACCAUCUGCCAGUGGGCUGGCUCGCCUAUUUCGGUGAUGAGUGACGGAGAGAUAUCCGAAGGGGACCCCGCUGACCGGGCUUCAGGGGCGUGUGGUGCUGGAUCUGGAAAAACCCCCCCGGCUCCACAGGCAGAGCCUGUGCCGCCUCACCCUGCACACUCGCAGGACUCCGUGGCCCCCAGGGACCCCGUGCCGGCAGAGGCGGGGGUGUCGGGGGAGCAGGAGGGCGCGCAGUCCGCCUUGCCGCUCGGCUAG